AUGUGGGCGGGGAACCACAGUUUCCUGGCAGACUUCAUCCUCGAGGGCCUCUUGGAUGACUCCCUUGCUCACCUCUUUCUUUUCUCCCUGAUCUUGGCUGUCUUCCUCAUCGCAGUGGGUGGCAACUCCCUCACCAUCCUCCUCAUCUGUGUAGAUGGCCGCUUGCACACUCCCAUGUACCUGCUGCUCAGCCAGCUCUCCCUCAUGGACCUGAUGCACGUGUCCACCACCAUCCCCAAGAUGGCAGCCAACUAUCUCUCUGGGAAGAAAUCCAUCUCCUUUGUGGGCUGUGGGACCCAGCACUUCCUCUACCUGUGGAUGGGUAGUGCUGAGUGCCUGCUCUUAACUCUCAUGUCCUACGACCGCUAUGUGGCCAUCUGUCACCCUCUGCGUUAUUCUGUGCUCAUGAGCAGAAGGGUAGUUCUGAUGAUGGCUGCUAUGUCGUGGCUGGGAGGGUCCAUGAAUUCCCUCAUCCACACUGUGGUCCUGAUGCAUUUCCCUUUCUGUGGAGCCCGGGAGAUCCAGCACUUCUACUGUGAGUACCCGGCAGUGGUGAAGCUGGUGUGUGCCGACAUCACUGCCUACGAGAGCACUGUGUACACCAGCAGCCUCAUCCUUCUCCUCAUCCCCAUCCUCCUGGUGUCCACCUCCUAUGCCUUCAUCCUGCACAGCGUGGUCCACAUGCGCUCGGCUGGCAGGAAGAGGCAUGCCUUUGCCACAUGCAGCUCUCACCUCACGGUGGUGGCGCUCUUCUUUGGGGCAUCCAUCUUCUCCUAUAUGAGGCCCCGGUCUCAGCACACCCCACUGCAGGACAAAGUCGGGUCUGUGUUCUACAGUAUAAUCACCCCCACCCUCAACCCCCUCAUCUACACACUCCGCAAUAAGGAUGUCGCCAAGGCUCUGAGAAAAGUGUUGAGGUGA
Molecule: messenger RNA, 921 nt
Organism: Dipodomys ordii (Ord's kangaroo rat)
Lineage: Eukaryota; Metazoa; Chordata; Mammalia; Rodentia; Heteromyidae
Product: olfactory receptor 2AE1
Exons: 1
Coding region: 1-921 (306 amino acids)
Biological process (GO): G protein-coupled receptor signaling pathway
Cellular component (GO): membrane
Molecular function (GO): G protein-coupled receptor activity; olfactory receptor activity
Source: RefSeq, a predicted model, not a curated record